AUGUACGCGGCUAUCGUCAAGCAAGGGGCGCAGGGUGCUGCAGCCAGCACGCCAGGCAAGAUUGCCAAGCGAGACCACCCUGUUGCAUCUGGCGGGGAGCCGACGACACCCACAAAGCGCAGCAAGGCAGCAGAGGAGGAGUUGGGCGCUCCUCCCCCGCCCAAGCAGGAGGAGCAGAAGCAGCCGCAAGAGCAGACUCUGGAGCAGCAGGAGGAGAAGCAGCAGCCCGAGGCGAAGCAGGGGGAGCAGCAGGAGCAGGAGCAGCAGCAGCAGCCACAGCAGCACGACGCUGAUGGCGACACGGCAAUGGACGAGGGCACUGCAGGCGCUCCAUCCGCAGACGCCGCGCCCGGCGAGCCGCAGGGCGAGCAGCAAGACGCGAAGCCCAAGCGCGCCGCCAAGCCGCCCCACCCCACGUACGACGACGCCCAUACCGUGUUUGUGAGGGGCAUGGGCCGGGAGGUCACGGAGGCCGACCUGCGGCAGCUGUUUGCCGACGUGCCCGGGCUCAAGGACAUCCGCCUGGCGCUGGACCGCUACGACAAGUCCCCACGGGGCUUUGCAUAUGCCGAGUUUGAGGGCCUCGAGGGCGUGUGCGCGGCCGUGGCGCUCAGCGGCACCAGCAUCAAGGGCCGCUCGCUGCACAUCCUGAGGUCGCGGCCGCCGCGCGCGGCCGACGCGGCGGACCACACCGCCUUCAUCAAGGGGCUGGGCGAGGGCGUGGGGGAGGCGGAGCUGCGGCAGCUGCUGGGCGACGCGCCGGGCGGCAUCAGGGACGUGCGCCUGCCCAAGGACGAGACGGGGGCCUUCAAGGGUUUUGCUUAUGUCGAGUUUGAGACGGAUGAGGGCCUUCAGCACGCCGUGGCCAAGCAUGGGACCGAGGUCAAUGGGCAGCAGCUGCUCAUUGCCAAGUCAGCACCCCCCCGCGGCGGCGCGAGGGGCGGCCGCACGCACCAUGUGGCUGGCAGGCGCGGCGGCGGGCGGGGCAGAGGCGGCGGCGGUCGCGGCGCCGGCGGCGGCGGAGACGCGACCAUGGAGGAGGGCGGCGGCGGCGACGCGGGCGGCGCGGGCGACGAGGGCGGCGAGGGCGGCUGGAGCGUGCAAGGCGGGCGCGGACGCGGGCGCGGCGGCGCGAGGGGCCGCGGCCGCGGCAGGGGCGGCCGCAGCAUGGGGCUGCCGUACGUGCCCGUCAGCGGGGGGCGCGGCAGCGGGGGCCACCAGCGUGACGCGGUGCAGGUGGAGGGUGGGCACACGCGCGUGCGCAACCCGCGCGUGAUGCCGCGCGCGGCCGGCGGUGCGCAGCAGGGCGGGGCGGACGCGGUGGGCGGCGACGGCAAGGCCAAGUCCAAUGAUGAGUUCCGGCAGAUGCUGCUGGUGGAGGGCAAGUAA
This is a messenger RNA of Monoraphidium neglectum, 1389 nucleotides long. RefSeq lists its product as hypothetical. The record is from RefSeq and is a predicted model, not a curated record. Gene Ontology annotation, molecular function: RNA binding. NCBI's taxonomy places the organism in Eukaryota, Viridiplantae, Chlorophyta, Chlorophyceae, Sphaeropleales, Selenastraceae. Bases 1 to 1389 code for a protein of 462 amino acids. The transcript has 4 exons.